AUGGCAGCAAGCAUGGUGUCUUCAGCAUUACUAAGGCCGAAAAAGCCCAACAUCGUAUUCAUCAUGACAGAUGAUCAGGACCGCCGGCUUGGCUCAACUGAUUUUCAAAGCAUUCUACAUCGUGAGCUGAUCUCAAAAGGAACUGAGUUCACCAAUCACUGGACCACCGCAGCGCAAUGCUGUCCCAGCCGUGCAGGUAUGUUGCGAGGUCAGCAGAGCCACAAUACCAACAUCACACAUGUUAGCGAUGCAGGAGGGAGUUACGAUAAAUGGACUCUAGCCGGCGAAGACAACGACUACUUGCCGCAUUGGCUGAAGAAGGCAGGCUAUAGAGUUGAAUAUAUAGGAAAACUUCUCAACGGAUACAACACAGUUAACUAUAACAGUCCGGCACCGAAAGGCUGGGACUUCAUCAAUAGUCUAACGGACCCUUACACAAUGGACUUCAACAACAUUGUGAUGUCCGAGAACGGCGAGCGACCACGACAUUACCCCGGCUUCCACCAAACAGACAUUGUUCAAGCACAUCUAGACAGGCUCGAGUAUCUUACAUCUCAGGAAAAGCCGUUCUUCUUGAAGAUAGCCCCCACCGUUCCACAUGAAAACUACAACUUCUACGCUCCAGUCCCACUUCUCCGACACAAGGGCCUCUUUCCCAACGUCACUUCUCCAAAGCCCCCCAACUGGAACCCCCCAGAUGAACUUCAAAUGCAAAAGUCCAAUUGGAUGAAGAAUUUACGCCAGUUGAACGAGACAGAAAUAGCGCAAGGUGAUUGGCUAUUCCGUCAGAGAAUCGAAUCGCUUCAGGGAGUAGACGAGAUCAUUGAAGCUGUUGUGCAGUUGCUGGAGGACAAGCAAAUCAGUGGAAAUACCUACAACAACGGUUGGACAAUCGGAGCCAACCGUGUCGCAGCCGGUAAAGCGACUCCGUACGCAGACGACACAAACCUCCCAUUUGUUGUCCGAGGCCCUGGAGUGCCCAGCGGCGUCAAAUCUUCUCUCCCCGGAUCGCAUGUUGAUCUCGCUCCAACAUUCCUAGAAAUUGCUGGAGUCAACCCCGAAGACUUUCCUCCAUUUCUCGAUGGACGCAGUCUCUUUGGCCAAUGGCUUCAGCCUGACUCAGGCUACAAAAGCCAGAACCAAGGGGUGGGCAGGGAAUUGCUGAACGUGGAGUUCUGGGGCUCCAGAAUCAUUGAGGCACCCGCUGCGUCUGAAGUUGGGACGAUUCUAGACAACAGCUACAAGACUCUGCGGUUGGAUGACCCUUACGAACUCGUCAAUCUGAUAAACUCCACUGACACCUCACACCAGCGACUGCUCACCCGCCUCAAUGCAAUCCUCCUGGUCACCAAGUCCUGCACCCAGGGAACCUGUCGCGACCCCUGGACCGUCCUGCAACCGCCCAAUUCUUCCCAAAUCACGACGCUCACCGAAGCCCUAUCUUCUGAUCACGACGCUUUCUUCGCUUCUAUACCGCAAGUUCAUUUUAAUGAGUGCAUGCAGUACCAGUAUAUCCCCAACGAAGGCCCUUUCUACUCUGUGGAUGCGGAGGAAGGAUUGAGCAAAUUCCGGCAAUCGACAGAUAACUUUGUGGAGACCAGCGCAGUCAAGGUCAUCAAGCCGGAUCUCACGAAAUUUUACGGCGGACCUGAGCAGAGGAAUGUGAAGUGGGCCGAGAUACUUGCGGCCUCGAGGCCGCUGACGGACAAGGAACUUGGAUCAAGCAUAGAUUCGAGAAGUUUUGAGGAGCGUGAUAUCCUAGAGUGGUACAACUGA
Colletotrichum aenigma is the source of this 1776-nucleotide messenger RNA. RefSeq names its product Arylsulfatase (gene ARS-0). Bases 1 to 1776 code for a protein of 591 amino acids. The transcript is spliced from 7 exons. Gene Ontology annotation, molecular function: N-acetylglucosamine-6-sulfatase activity; glycosaminoglycan binding. The record is from RefSeq and is a predicted model, not a curated record. Lineage: Eukaryota; Fungi; Ascomycota; Sordariomycetes; Glomerellales; Glomerellaceae.